CGGGCUCGGAUGAACCGAUCACCACGCGACCGAGAAAAGUAAGUCAAUGUACGAGUCAAGUCCAAAGUUUUGGACAAAAGAUAGGCUUUAUCAGCGAAGUGCGCCGAUCGUGUAGUAGUCUGGUCUUGAACAAACCUUGACGUCAUCCUUAGUGAGACCGGGGUCUUCAAAUGAGAGCUGCUCGGGUAAGUGAGAUAGGCACAAAGGAUGCACCCCUCGCCUUAGAUCCGAGAGCAAAUAGUUCACGUCGUGGAAGACGGAUAUAUAGGAGUGCGUCAAGAUGGACGGCUUACCUCGGCCUCGCGAAUAGUAUCGUCGCGGACGAUUUGGAGUGCCUCGCGGGGAGGGCUUACCUCAGCCUCGUAGAAGAGGAAACAAAAUCACGUCGUGGGAGACGGAUGAGAGUGCGUCGCGGCUGGAAAGAAGACAUCCAUCCCUGUUAUGACGUGGAGCAGUGCUGCUGGGUUUUGCCGGUGUUGGUAGCCACGACAGAGGACGGCUCGACGGAACAAAGGAGUGAACGGUGGCCGGUGUUGGGGUCGGGCAACCAGGUGUCAAAUGGACAGCAAUGUUGGGUAUCCUACAGCGAUGUUCCAAAAGAUUCUGAAAAUGUCGUUGUUGGCCCCGCGCUGUUGGCUCUCCUGGACAGCGCUGUUUGCAUGGUUCCCCCUGAUUCCAUGAACAGGGAAUCAGAGAUCAGAGGCGGUCAAGCGGAAGCGAACAAACACACACACACAAAUAGCAGAAAAUAAGAACACGAGAUUUAACGUGGUUCGGUCAGUAACCUCCACGGGUUGCAGCUAGGGUUUAUCUUUUAUUAGGUGCUCACAGAUUAUAGUUACAUGAUUGGGUAUUUAUAAGAUAUAAACUAGGGUUAACAACUUGCUAAACAAGAAACAACUAAUGGGCCC
Molecule: messenger RNA, 911 nt
Organism: Cuscuta campestris
Lineage: Eukaryota; Viridiplantae; Streptophyta; Magnoliopsida; Solanales; Convolvulaceae
Source: the annotation of a GenBank genome assembly